AUGUCGGAACACAAGACGAGGGCAAUCAUCAUGCAUAAAUCCGUCACUGACCUGGAUGAAAUCAAAGUAUCAGAGGUCGACCGACCGCUCCCCAAUUCAGACGAGUACCUGAUCCAAGUGAAGGCUGCGGGGGUAAACUUUGUAGAUAUUCUCUAUGCCAAAGGAAGACACCAGAACAACCGAGCCCUAGUGCGGCCGCCCUUCGUCCUAGGCCUGGAGUUCGCUGGGGUCAUCCUUUCUGCUCCGCCGCAUGCGCACUUCCUUGCCGGCGAAAGAGUCUUCGGAGCUUUCCCGGGGUCGUAUAGCGAAGUGAUAUCUCUUCCCGCCUUGUCACCGCUGCACCGCAUCCCGUCACAUUGGACAUUUCCCGAAGCCGCCGGAAUAGCUGCCGCGCUCCCUGUCUCUUACGCAUCGCUGCUCCGGACAGGGCUCAAGCCUGGCCAGACUGUUCUUGUGCACGCAGCCGCAGGUGGGCUCGGCCUAAUGGCUGUCCAGGUUGCGACGGCCAUGGGGUGCCGAGCCAUCGGAACGGCAAGCUCCUCGGAAAAGUGCGCCGUAGCCGCAGAGUUCGGGGCCCAGCCCUGUUUGAACUACACCCAGGAACCGGUCUGGUGGGAGCGUGUACUGGAACUGACCGGACAUAAUGGGGUCGACGUCGUCUUCGAUCCCGUUGGCCUCGUCGAUCGAAGCCUGAAGUGCAUUGCUCACAGAGGCAAGGUUCUAGUCAUAGAUUUUGCCGGUAUAGACGAUAAGAUGGAGCACAUCGCCAUGAAUAGAGUACUAUUGAAACAGGCCUCACUCAUUGGUUAUCGGUACGGUGAGAGCCUGCGACGAUGCCCGGGCGAGCAAAAGAUGAUUUAG
Molecule: messenger RNA, 861 nt
Organism: Colletotrichum higginsianum IMI 349063
Lineage: Eukaryota; Fungi; Ascomycota; Sordariomycetes; Glomerellales; Glomerellaceae
Product: Zeta-crystallin
Exons: 4
Coding region: 1-861 (286 amino acids)
Cellular component (GO): mitochondrion
Molecular function (GO): oxidoreductase activity
Source: RefSeq, a predicted model, not a curated record